AUGAGCGCCCGCUUGAACUGCGCGGGGCCCGACGAGGACGCGGAAGUCUCCGACGCUGAGGCCGUGAAGAACACGCAGCCCCAAGAGGGCAGCAACGACAAGUGGAUCGCGCACUUGCUGUGUCUCUCGCGCGGCAACUUCGAUGGGUUGGGGGAUAUUCGACUUCGGGACGGCAUGAAGAACCAGUGGGAUGUGGCGCACAUUGCCGCUAUUGUCACGGAGUAUAUGGAAAAGCACAAGAUCGACGCGGUCUUCACGUUCGAUGACUAUGGCGUAUCGGGCCAUGCGAACCACAUUGCGACGCAUUACGGAGUGAAGCGAGCGGUCCGUGAGCAGCAGGAGAAGUGCUCUGCUGCUGUUGCUGAUGGGGAGGAUAAUGCCGACUCGAAGACCGAGAAGACGAAGGUGGUUCGUGGGUGGGCGUUGGAGAGCACCAACAUUUUGAGGAAGUAUGUCGGACUGCUGGAUGCGGCGCUGUCGUACUGGCUGGCGUGCCGGAAGGAGGACGAGAAGGAAGAGGAGCGCCAAUUCGUGCUCUUCGUGGCGUUCUCGCGCUACACUUUCAUCAACACCUUCCGCCCGCUGUUGACAGUUGGCAAGGCUGAUCUUCCGGCAGAGCAGAAGAAGACGCAGUAA
This is a messenger RNA of Phytophthora sojae, 636 nucleotides long. RefSeq lists its product as hypothetical. NCBI's taxonomy places the organism in Eukaryota, Oomycota, Peronosporomycetes, Peronosporales, Peronosporaceae. The transcript is spliced from 5 exons. Gene Ontology annotation, biological process: GPI anchor biosynthetic process. Gene Ontology annotation, molecular function: N-acetylglucosaminylphosphatidylinositol deacetylase activity. The record is from RefSeq and is a predicted model, not a curated record. The coding region runs from base 1 to 636 and encodes 211 amino acids. Gene Ontology annotation, cellular component: endoplasmic reticulum.